Molecule: messenger RNA, 5360 nt
Organism: Maniola jurtina (meadow brown)
Lineage: Eukaryota; Metazoa; Arthropoda; Insecta; Lepidoptera; Nymphalidae
Product: MATH and LRR domain-containing protein PFE0570w-like
Exons: 15
Coding region: 399-5033 (1544 amino acids)
Cellular component (GO): cytosol
Molecular function (GO): aldose reductase (NADPH) activity
Source: RefSeq, a predicted model, not a curated record
UCGUACCGAAGCGUGUAAAUAUUAUAAUUUAUCUAGUUUUUGUGAAUUGUGUUGAUUGUUAUCUAAUAACGUAAAACUACUGUUAGUACCUACUUCUUAGUUCUUACGUCCAACGUGUUAGCUUAUUAAAUUAACCUUUAAGGUGCAAGGCCCGCAAAAUUCAAAUGUAAUUUGGUUUUUCGCAAUUUGUAAACUAAUACGACAAAGUAGGCGUAUGGUAUCCUAAUAGCGUCAAUGGCAGUAUCAUCUCCACAGUUUCUACACGGCAUCGUACCAGAACGCUAAAUAACUUGGCGGCUCGAUUUCUCGAACGAUGGGCUCUGCCCUCUGCCCGUAGCCACUUAACGAUAAUAUAGCUAUUAUCGACAAUCUUAUCAGUGCGAUAAACACACAAUUAUAUGGAAGGCGUCGGCCACAGUACAUUGUUGAAGUUCUUCCACGAUAAUAUCCCGAGUAACACAAUGUCAGAACGUUCACCGACAAUACAAUCUGAAGUACCACGACUACAGCAAUUAAGAAGUAUUACAGAAACCACACUUGCUAACCCUGAACACAUUACUGAUGAUAUCAAGUAUAGACAUAAUAUUAGAGACGCUAGAAUACCAGCUACUGAAGAGACUGGAAAAGAUUAUACUGUAGAUGAUAAAAAAGAUGUUACAUUACCAGAAGAAGAGAAGGAUCAAAAUGGAGAUUUUGCUAAAUUACCGAAUACUAGUGAGAAAUUUACAGACGAAAAAGUUUCCAGUGCUGCAAAUUUAGCAUCCGAUGACAACACAGUAGCUGACAAAGAUGAUUUUGUCUAUUCGCCAGUGAUUACAGUGACUAAGGAAGAGUCGACCCUGACGAAGGGAGAUCUGAAGCUUCAGAAGGUGGUCGUCUCGGAGGAUAUCGCGGAUAAAUCAAUGAUUAACAACAUGACGACAAGUGUAACUGAGGCAAGUAGUCCUAAUGAAGUCCACACUGAAAUACAUAGCGACGUUUUACCGGUUUUGAUAAGAACUGAUCCACAUCCACACACAAAUGAAAAUAAUGAUAAGCAGAAAACUAAAGUUGAAGAUCAGAAAGAUUUGAAGAAAAACCAAACGAAAAUACCAAAACUCAGGUUUAAACAAGCAGUUGAGAGAAUAAGAAAAGAAAAACAAGACAAAGGAAAUUCAAAAGAUCCCAAGCCAUCUUUGGAACAAAAACGUCGCUCAUCUAUACCAAAACUGAAAGACAUCAUCAAGAACUCAGCACACUCACCGCAAAAAGAUUUUAUUGAAACCAAGAAAGGCCAAGAAUUAGAGUCGCCAAAAGUAGAUGACGAAUUUGACAAAAUUUACGAAGAAAUUAUAGAAAGCGAAGCUUCUAAUAAUAUACCAUCACCUGAAAAAAUUAGCAAUCCAGUUAAACUAGAAUCGAAGUUUGAAGAAAUAAUACACGCUUACGACGAAAAUAAUAUCGAACCAAUUAGUAUAGAGAAGGCAAAGAGUAAAAUCCCACUAUUUAAGCGUAAAAGUGAACAGGAGAUUGAAAUACCGACUCCGAAUCACCGAAAAUAUUCAUUUAAGAGAUCUAAUACAGAAGAUCACAAAAAUAAAGCCCCUGUAGCGAUUACAAAAGAAAAAUCUAUGAAACCUGAUGUCGAAACUGUUAGACACGGGAACAGAAGUGAAACUACUCCAAGCGUAAAAUCAGGAGCUAUUUCAAAGAACAAAACUGAUUCACUUGGUAAUGCUAACCCUACUAUAGUAAAAUCAGAGGCCAUACAAAAAAGUAUUGAAAUGAAAAAAGAACUAAUGACUUCGCUAACAAAAACUGUAGUAAAAUCAGAAAACAUUAGUGAUAGUAACGUAAAUGAUGCUACAAAGUGUAAAAUACCUGUUGCGUUAAAUACAAAAGAUAGUUUGGACACGAAAAUUAACUCAGCUACUCUAAACAAACAUCCAACUAGGUUAAAUAUUAAAGAUAGGAUGUCCCAAACAGUGACUGAUAAGAAAGAUAAAAUAAUGGAUAAAAACUUUGAAAAAGCUCAUCUACAAAAUGCAUUACAUUUCAAAGCACCUACACUUCUCGAGGAAGAAAAGUUCGACAAACAAGAUGUAAAGCGUAUUUUAGGAACGAAGAAUAUUGACGACGAAGUGAUAGCAGAAAAACCAACUUCUUUGUCUCAAGAAAGCGAGACUUCCGAAAUACAAAAUAUGGAUCUUGAGGAACAAAACGGAAUAAAAACUAAGCAUUCUUAUAUGCCUACUAUUCCCAACUCGCUGACAAAAUAUGGAAGAGUCACAAAGACUACAGACAAAGAAACAGUAUCUUCAGAAAACCUCUACAGUACACAAUUAGGUCCACCUUACGCCAAGCCUUACGCACACCUUACAACGAUAAACGGUAACAAACAUGUCAAUGAAUUUUCUCAUUUGACAGAAAACCAAAACUGUCAAGAAACAGAACCUAAAAACAGUAACUUAAUAUUAGAGAGUUCGAAAAGCAAAACAGAUACACUUCUUAAUGUAAAAACUAAUCCGAGUAAUAUACCACAUCUACUUCCGUCUCAAUAUGAAAAUGAAAGCAAAAUUCCUACAAAUGAGUCAUCUCAUUUCAUAGUCAAAAUUAAUCUUGAUGACAGCAAGCAUGAUGUUAAGAUGAUUAAGGAAUAUCAAACAGUCAAAGAACUAACAGCCGCUAAUAUUGGAGCUCAAGAAUUUAAAAUUGAAACCGAAAAUAACAAAGCACAAGAUAAAGACAGUAACUUCAAAACAGAUCCCAAAACAGAUGUUAAAAUAAAUUACGUAUCAAAAGAAAUUACAAUAGAUAGUGAAAAAGAUCAAAGCGUUAACAAAAUUGAACUGACUUUGAAAUCGCCAAUCAGAACAAUUAUGAAUGAAAAUGAUACUGACAAAGAAAGCAAUACAAACACACAAAAUAUAACAACACUUAGAAUUACACAAGAAAUUAAUGAUUUGAAAUUAAAGCAACAAUUAGAUCAAAAAUUAAAGCGACCGUAUAGUACCUCUGAUGUCAGAAAUAUGCAACUUACAAAACCUUUAAUAUCUAAAACAAAAAUAUCUGACAAUGAGGCAGCAUUAGUAACAGACGAAAAUCAGGCUGAUUUAGUGAAUAAAAAAGUACUAGCUAACACACAGAAUAAUUUAAAAAAAGAAAAUGAUAAUGAAAUGGAAGAUUUACUUGUCCAAAGAACGAAUAUAGGAGAAGAAGCAGAAGAAGAUAUUAUUAUGUUAAAGGGUAAAGUCAACAGAGUGAUAAAAAGGUUGGAUUCGAAGGAUUAUAAAACAGUCAAAAAAGAAGUAGAUGAUGUACCGAAAGAAGUCUCUGUGAUAGCUAAAAUAGCUAUGUUUGAAAGAUGUGAAACAAAGGACGCAUUAUCAAAAAGUAACGAAAGCAUUGAAUCACUUCAAGAAGACAAUGACAAACCUAAAAUUGUGAAUGAAAUUUUAAAGACAGACAUCAACCAAAAUGAACUUAACUAUAUAGACGAAUCAGCAAACGCAACAGCUUUAGAAAACAAAGUAAAUAAUGAAAAAACCAGAAUGAAUAAUGAUUUGGAGGGUAAUAAAGUUAAUAAAAGUGAAAAAACAAGUCAUUUGAAGACUAAAAAUAUUUCAAGUGAAGGAAAAAUGAUAAAUCGGACAAUUUCAAGUGUAAAUAAUGAAGUAUUUGAGAAGGAUGGCAAGUCUAGUACAGAAGUAUGGCAGGAGUAUAGAAGGAAAAAGGAGGAUUCGGACAUGCGGAGGGCUAGAUCUCUGGCCGAGCUGGACCUGGGGGACGCGGUGAAGGGGCGCGUCAAGCAGCUGGUGGUGAGGAUGAGCUCCGUGGACAGGGGGGAGGGCAGGAGGGAACAGCUGGAGGGGAGGUACAGGCCCAGGGGCGGCGCCGUGUCGCAGAGGAUCGCCAUGUAUGAGAGAAAGCUAACCCCAACCCGUGGCGAUGCCCCGCCCGUCAGACAGCCAGCCAAACCUCUCGCGACAGAAGCAAAGACCAUCAACGAGGAAGAGCUGAGAGGUAGGAUAGAAGAACUGAAGAGUGCUAAGGUGAAGUACGGCCGCUCGGAGGACGUGGCCUACAUCGAGCUGAACGACGGGGGGAAGAUGCCGGUCCUCGCUCUCGGGACUGCUAUGCUGGAGCCGGCGCUGCUAAAGCACGUGAUCCACGCGGGCAUCGAACUGGGGUACCGCGCGAUCGACUGCGCGUACAUCUACGGCAACGAGCGGGAGGUGGGCCAGGCCAUCCGGGACAAGAUACACGACGGGAGCGUCACACGGUCGGAGCUGUUCAUCAUCAACAAGCUGUGGAGCACGUUCCACCGGCGCGACCUGGUGGAGAAGGCGUGCCGACAGUCGCUGGACGCCAUGGGGCUGGACUACUUCGACCUCUACCUCAUACACAACCCCAUGUCCUUCAAGGAAGGUUCGAACCCUCUGCCCAAAAUAGCGGGGGUCUUGCAAUACUCGUCGCAUGACUAUCUGGAGGCCUGGUAUGGCGUGGAAGGCCUCAUAUCGCGGGGCCUCGCACGCAGGGGAGGCCUCAGCAACUUCAACUCGCAACAAGUGGAACGAAUCGUGGAGAAAGCGAGGAUCAAGCCUGUCAUCAACCAGGUCGAAUGCCACCCCUACCUCACCCAGCUGCGGCUGGAGGAGUUCUGUCUGUCGCGCAACAUCAAGCUGAGCUGCUUCGGCGUGCUGGGCUCCAAGGGCACCCCCGCCGAGCUGACCAGCGGCCUGGCGCCAGCCAUCGACGACCCCCUGCUCCAGGUCAUGGCUGCGGGGCUGGGGGUCACGCCUGCCCAGCUACUCAUCAGCUACCAGCUGCAGCUGGGCCGCAGCGUGGUGGUGAAGUGCUCCAGCGCGGCGCACCUGGCGCAGGCACUCGCGGUCGCUCCACCUUCAUCAUCAGCGUCUCCAUCACCAGCGCUGGUGAGGCUGCAGGCUUCACACGUGGCGGCGCUGAACGCUCUCAACAGGAACAAGAGGAUCUUCGAUUUUAAAGGAAUGGGUGAUACACACAGAAACUAUCCCUUCAGAAUACCUUUCUAAAGUAUUUAAGAUUAGUACGUAAAUAUUUAACUAUAUCAUUUUUUUCGUUUGAUAUUAUGUACCUUGUAAUAUUAGUUACCAUAGGAGAUAACAAAUAAUGCAGUAUUUAUUAACUAAUUUUAUUUUACUUUAAAAUCAGUUCAAUAGUAUAGCACUUAUUAUUUUUGAUGUGCUCCUAAGCUAAGUAUAUUUUUGUGAAAAUAUUGUUAUUUUUUACAGACAUUAUUGUGUAAUGAGCUUGUCGUCUACUGCGCAAGUAUAAGGUCAGCUGUAUAUUCAUGUUAAACUAUAUUUAAGUAGGUAUAGAAAUAAAAAACAUUUGUUACA